This is a messenger RNA of Saprolegnia diclina VS20, 1723 nucleotides long. RefSeq lists its product as hypothetical. The transcript has a single exon. The record is from RefSeq and is a predicted model, not a curated record. Bases 40 to 1692 code for a protein of 550 amino acids. Lineage: Eukaryota; Oomycota; Saprolegniomycetes; Saprolegniales; Saprolegniaceae.
CGGGAUUCCUUUGCGAGCGCAUCAUUUUGGUCCGGCUCGAUGCAGCAUCCCGCGGAGGAGCGCUUGUCGUACGUCUCGUCGCCGACGUCCAAGCAAGAUGCGUACGGCGUCAUGGACACGCCGCUCGGACUCGAGAAUGGCGCGCUGCGGGCAGGUCCACCCCCCGACUACAAGAGCGCCGAGGUACUCGGGCUCCUCGCACAGUACGUUGCCGUCGGGCUGCUCUAUGGCGCGAUGCCCAACUUGCUCUACCCACUCUUCGUCGGCUACUUCCACCUCACGGGCAACCAAUUCAACUCGGCCAAGGUGCUCAUCGGUCUUGGCUGGUCGCUCAAGGCGUUUGUCGGUAUCCUCUCCGACUGCGUCCCGAUCGUGGGCUACCGGCGCAAGCCGUACAUGCUCAUCGGAUGGACGUCCUGCCUCGCCUCGAUGCUCGUCCUCGCCACCAUGGACAUGGGCGACCCGUUCUUUCGCGAUGCAUCGUCGAGUCGCGGGCCCAUCAACACGACCAACAUCAACCCGCACGCGGCGACCACCGGCGGUAUCGUCGUUAUCCUCUGUGCGUGGGGCACUCUCUCGUACGUCAUCUCGGACGUCCCGGCCGACGCGCUCGUCGUCGAGCUCGCGCAGCGGGAGCCGGAAGCGAUCCGCGGUCGCAUGCAGUCGCUCAUCUACCUCACGCGGACAAUCGCGUCGUGCAUUUCAACGGCGCUGAUUGGGUUUUGCCUCAACUCGCCGCGCUUUGCCGGCUCGUAUUCGUGGGACAUGGGUGCCAACACCAUGUUCAUGCUGCUUGCGAUUACAUCCGGCGCGAUGCUCCCGAUCACGUACCUCUUUGUGCUCGAGACACCAUCGCCGCGCGUCAAUUUGAAGCAGUACGUGCUGCAAUUUUGGGACUUGGUCCAGAAGCGCGCCACGUGGCAGAUCAUGCUCUUCAGCUUUCUCUUCAACCUCCUCAACGCCGGCGUGACGUCGACCGCCGCGCCGUACGUCAUGUACGAAUGGGCUAAAGUCGAGAAUGUCAACACCCAGCUCACCGGUAUCCUCGGCAACUUCAUCUUUGCCGGUGUCCUCGGCUUCAUGGGCAAGUACGGCACGCUCUGGAACUGGAAAAUCGUGCUCGUGACGACGACGCUCAGCGCCAACGUCAUCGAUGCUGUCGUGCAGUUCUGCACCAUCUACGAUCUUGUCCGCAACCAGUGGUUUUACAUUGGCGUCCCGCUGGCCGAGAAUUUACCGUACGCGAUGCAGUUCAUUGUCACGACGUUUGUCAUUGUCGAGCUCGCUGAAGUCGGCAACGAAGGCGUCGUGUACGGCCUCCUCACAACGGUCUCGAACCUCCCCGCGGCCUUUGGCCCGGUCGUGGCUAAUGUCGUCUUUGGCUCGUUUGACGUGAGCGCUGAAGCCAUUGCCGCCGACUCGCCGACGACGCGCAACCAAGUCGCUGCCACGUACAUCAUUUACUACGCCACGACGGUCCUUGCGUGCUUUUGCGUCGUGCUGCUGCCGAGCCAAAAGUCCGAGCUCCACGAACUCCAAGUCACGAGCGGCAAGUACCCGCGCGUCGGCGGCGCCGUGCUUGGCUUUUGUUGCCUUGUGCUGCUCUACUCGAUUGUGGCGAGUCUCCUCUCCAUGUUCGAGUCGACCAUGUGCAUGGUCAUUGCCGGCGGCAAGGGCUGCCAUGCUGCAUAAUAGAACAACAUAAACGGACUCGCUUUCCCUA